Molecule: messenger RNA, 351 nt
Organism: Salpingoeca rosetta
Lineage: Eukaryota; Choanoflagellata; Craspedida; Salpingoecidae
Exons: 4
Coding region: 1-351 (116 amino acids)
Source: RefSeq, a predicted model, not a curated record
AUGUAUGGCGGCAUCAUCAUCUUUGAAGUGGCAGCGUGGCAGCUCCUUGUUGUGUCGUACCAUGCUUGCAAGCGAGCUCAGCUGCUGUGCCGUAAGUGCUGUGGCGUGGAGGAGAGCAAGCUGCACCGCAGCGGACUCUUGGGUCUCACCAAACCGCUGGAAGGCACUGGUGCGUUCUGGGCCGCAGCCAGCACUCACUCUCCUGGCAAGAUGUGCUUCCGGAUGACAUGCAACAAGUGCAGCAAGCCCACGUGGGGCGGCUGCGGCAGCCACAUCGACAGCGCAUUGCGUGGUGUUCCCGUCGAGGAACGCUGCAAGUGCAAACCAUACACCAGCAGCGCGAGGUAUUGA